Molecule: messenger RNA, 3085 nt
Organism: Alligator sinensis (Chinese alligator)
Lineage: Eukaryota; Metazoa; Chordata; Crocodylia; Alligatoridae
Exons: 15
Coding region: 1170-2498 (442 amino acids)
Cellular component (GO): precatalytic spliceosome
Molecular function (GO): single-stranded RNA binding; zinc ion binding; double-stranded RNA binding
Source: RefSeq, a predicted model, not a curated record
AGGCCCGUGUCGGCCCGAGCAGGCGCAGGGCGGGUGCGCGGGGCCGCUCCAGAGCCCUUCCCUGCUGGCCUCCGGCCCCCGGGAUCUGUAGCAAGGACAAGCCAACAGUUUUUUUUUUUUACUCUUUCGCUUUUCCUUUUUUUUUUUUUUUUUGUUGCGUCUUCAGAUUCUGCCGGUCUUGUGUUGACUGGGAGCCUUGAACACGCGGCCGCUAGGCCUGUGCUUCAGCCUACCCUUCCUCCGGCGUGUAGCCAGAUCUGGUGUAGGGGUGGGUGACCACCCAGGGCAGUGUGGUUAGGGGCCACCGCGCCCCCUGGUGAGCAGCAGGGAGCGGUGCCCCCCGUCGGCCCUGAACUGCACGGGAUGCCGUGCACAGGGGUGGCAAUAGUCCCUGCUCCUGCCUGGGUGGGAUGGGGUUGCACAUAUAGGGAGCCCUAGGUGAGGACUAGUGGCCUGCAUAGGGGAGCAGGGAAGGGCUCUGGCCAUGUCUCGCCUGCAGGUUGGCUGGUUGAGUGGCAGCCCCUGUAGGAGCUCUGUGGUGGCCUCAGGGCACUGGUGCUGUCUCUCUUUCCCCUCCCCACAGCACUGGUUGCUCAUCAGGCUCCUGCUUCCUCCACUUCAGCUCCAUGGGCUGCAGCUCCCUGUUAUAGGCAGAUGUCCUGCCCAGCUCCCUGGCUGGUGGAUGGAGCCCCUCUAGCAGGUCAGCAGCGCUGCUGACUUGGGGAAGAGGGGGGUGCCAAAAUACAAAUUUGCUCAGGGUGCCAUUUUCCCUAAGGCCAGCUCUGCAUAUAGCCCAAUCCCUCUCAGUGGAAUGAGGAAAGCAUUGAGCAUCUGUUUUUUUUUUGUGGGGGGAGUUACAUGCUUGGUUUUUUGUUUGUUUGUUUUUUUGGAAUGACAUCUCCUUUCUUGUGGAUAGAUAUUGGGAAAGCAUCACUUUUUCUUUCGCAGUUGAAUGUUUUUUCUUACAGAACCACCAUAAGGUUCUCAAAACUCAAUCAUUAAUGUGAAAAAUCAAAGGUCAGCUUUCAGGUAGUUGAAAAGUACCAGACAUUCAAAAUAUGUAAAUAUUAAUAUUAAAACAGAGCUCCUAUGCUUGUUGCCAAACUGAAAUAACAGCACAUAAUUGUUCUGUAGUUUUCCAAGGGCUUUCAUAUCUUGAAAUUUCAAACAUGGAAACUGAAUCUGAUUUAAAGAAAGAGAAGUUGCACCAACAUCCCUUCUAUUGCAAUAUUUGCAAAAUUUCAUGUGCAUCUGCCUUAAACUUACAGACUCACUUCCUGGGAUACAAACACAAAACAGUUGAAGAAGCUCUAAAAGCCCAUGGCAUUGUUAAAACGGUCAGUGGUUCAGGAGAUCAAGCAAAAGCUCCUGUAAAACUUCCUGAUUAUGUUCAAACCGAGCCAGAAAAGUUUCAAGGACAAACCCUGGAAGAACAGCUUAAUACAUGUAAAGAUUCGGAACCUGCACUUGGACUUGAUUAUAUAAUUGAAUACCGCUCAAAAGACAAUUUCCCUGUUCUCUAUGAAUGUCAGCUGUGUCACUGCCAAACAGGAUUGAGUAACAUGUUCAUGCAUGUUUAUGGUGCUAAACAUAGAAUGGCAUAUCUGAGGCAACAUUAUCCUGAGAUAGUUGAAUCAGAUGAAGUUAGAGGUCGAGGUUCCGAACUGAACAGAAGACUUAAACAAGUUGCAGCAACUAUUGAAAUGAAGGAAGGAAGAAAACAAAUAAAGGUCGUAAUGGAUCCACCUAUUAUGAAGAGAAAAUGGCAAGAACAUAACCAUUCAAAAGCUAAAGUUCAGCAUGUGGAUGUGUCAACUAGCAGUGAAGGAAAGGCAGAUGGUAACAAGGAAGAUAAACAGACAGGUUCUACUCAAAGUCUAUCUUCUCAAGGGGGAAAAGAUACAAAAGACAAACUGGAAAAAAGCCAAAUAAAAGAAUCAAAAGCAGAUAAGCUAGAGACUAAGGAAACUGUUGAAAGCAGAAAAGACAACAACACUGACAGGAAUAGCAAAGACAGCAAGGCAGAAUGCGAUGACAGCAGACAAUCAAAAGGUGAAAAUCAGGAUGUCAAGGAUAAACAGCAAGAGGCUAAUGAUGUAAAUUCUGAAGGGUUCACCAGCCAGGAUGAACUACUGGGAUUUUUGCAAGGUUUUGAGAUACUGAAUGAAGAGGAUGCUUCAUUUAUCCUAAAGGUUACACAAAUUCUUACAGAUGCUUUGGUGGAAUAUCGACAACAGGUUGCACCAAGAAAAGAAAACUCUUUAUCUGUAAUGGAAAGAAAUGAACCCCAACAUUCUUCAGCUGGCUUUUUAGGAACAUUUUAUGAAAACGAUGUCACUGCAGAAUUCUUAAACAGUGUAAGAAACAUGGAUGUUGAUGAAGUUACUACUACUCUACACAAAAUAGCUGCAACAAAUCCAGCCUUCAGAGGAAUUGACAUUCCAAAUGUGAUAAGGAUCCUGACUGAAAGUGGGAAUCUUAGAGCACUGGACUGUUAGAGCACUGAGCAAUGGCAGUAAGCAGCGAUAUAAGAAAAUAAGGAUUGGUUUGGAAACACUGUAUUAACAUAAACUGAAGAUUUGUCUUUUACUUUAAGUAAACUUGUAUACAAAUAAAUUCAGUGUAUCUACAUUUUGUACAGUUACUUUUCAGAACUACAGAUUAGUAGUUUCAUUUGACAGGUUUAUGUUGAUAUCCAAAUAAGUUGACAGUCUGUGUUUUUAGAAAGAGAAUGUAAAAUUUUUCCUUUCUCUUUUGUACAAACAUUUUCAUCACUUUUGAAAACUAUGGUAUAGCUAUAUCUAGGCCAGAUGUCUUCGGGAUCAUAUGCCAGAGGUAUAAAAUUUUCUUUUAACUCUUCAUUUAAAUGUGAAUAAAUGGAAGACUGUUUUUAGGGCCAUCGGUCCAGCAUUUUUAAUUAAUGGUCAAAUAAAUCAUAUUUGUGACUAAAAUGUCAGUAUUGUAAUAUUUUUAUUUCAAGUGUAUUUCAAGUUAUUUCAAGUUUCUGUGUAUAAAAAUCUAUACAUUAUAUAGAUAGACUUUUUGCCUCAAGAUAUCUUUUAUAAUAGAAUGUAACACAGAGAGA